Messenger RNA from Nicrophorus vespilloides, 1018 nucleotides. Its product is annotated as kynurenine formamidase-like. NCBI's taxonomy places the organism in Eukaryota, Metazoa, Arthropoda, Insecta, Coleoptera, Silphidae. The transcript is spliced from 5 exons. Bases 28 to 921 code for a protein of 297 amino acids. The record is from RefSeq and is a predicted model, not a curated record. Gene Ontology annotation, molecular function: arylformamidase activity.
AUCGUGAAAACUGUUGGGAUCGUAAGGAUGUGGUCUUUGAUGGCGGUAACUUUGGUGUUGGCGGCGGCGGAGGCGCUGGUGCCAGGUCGUCUUGACAAGAUCACCGAUCUGGGCUGGAGUAUCCACGAGGAUACAGUGCAUUGGCCUAACAAUAAGGCAUUCGUGUAUACAAAUAAAAUCGCUGAGGAGAAACCCGAUGGAAAAUGGUAUGCCAGUAACGAUUACUGCUCGGGUGAGCACCUGGGCACGCAUCUGGACGCGCCGUAUCAUUUCAAUAAGUUCGGAUGGAAGGUAGGCGACAUUCCCCUCGAAAAACUAAUUGGAAAAGGUAUUUGCGUCAACUUACAAGAGUCAUCAGGUGCUGGGACAACCCUGCAACCCGGUCAUAUCGACAACUGGGAGAGAAGGAACGGAAAGAUACCUAAGGGUAGUAUUGUUCUCAUCAAUUUCGGCUGGGGCGCAAGACAUUACGAACACGAAUCAUAUAUGGGACUGGUGAACGGAACCCUUCAUUUUCCCGGGGUGUCUGCCAGUGCCGCCCAGAUGUUGGUUGAUAGGCACAUCACGGGUAUCGGAGUGGAUACCGCAAGCAUCGAUCCUGGAACAAGUACGGAUUUUAAAGCGCACAGAAUCCUGCUACAGGCAAACAUUUACAACAUGGAAAACUUAAAGAUUCCUCUAUGGAUGCCAGAGAAAGGAUUUAAUUUAGUCGUAAUGCCGAUAAAUCUGAGAGACGGCACCGGAGCACCUCUCAGGAUAUUCGCGGUUCCAAACAGCGAGAACGUCGGUCUACCAACACCUGAAGCUCUCAAGGACGUCGUCGUCAGUGAUUGUACUCCAUGGUAUGCCCACACUUGGUUGGUCCUACUGUCAUUGCUGGUCACAGUCAUGUACGCCGUGCACGGAUUUUCGAUUUAUUGAGGAGGAUCGUUUCCCAAUUACCGUUCCGAACUUUACUUUAUACCAACCGUUCCGACGUCUCUAAAGUUUUGUGUGUAAAUGGCCAAUAAAUCACCUC